AUGUCGUUGACGCCCGACUCGACGAGCGAGAAGCAGCACAUCGAGCAGAAGGAGUUUGCCUCCCGCCAGCCGACCAACCUCGACGCCGAGGGCCAGUCCGUCGACCCUGCGUUCGCAAAGAAGACUAUCCGCAAGAUUGACUGGAACCUCAUCCCCAUCCUCUCGGCGCUCUACUGCAUCAGUCUUAUCGACCGCACCAAUGUCUCUGUCGCUCGUCUCCUCGGAAUGGCGAAGGAGCUCAAGCUCACCGUUGGGGAACGCUACUCCAUCAUUACGCUCAUCUUCUUUGUGCCGUACAUCAUUUUCGAGUUGCCCUCCAACCUCAUCAUCCGCAAGCUCGGCCCUCGCAACCAGCUCGCUGCCAUCACCGUUCUCUGGGGUAGUGUCAUGCUCGGAAUGGGCUUCGUCAAGACUUGGGAGCAGCUCGCUGCCUGCCGCGUUCUUUUGGGCGUUCUCGAGGCCGGUUUCUUCCCUGGCUGCACUUUCCUUAUCUCCACCUGGUACCUUCGCGAGGAAGCUGGACGUCGCAUGGCCUGGUUCUACCUUUCCUCGAUGGUCGUCAGUGGCUUCUCGAACAUCAUGGGCUGGGGUAUCGGCCAGCUCAGCGGCAAGCACGGCUACCUCGGAUGGCGCUGGGUGUUCAUCGUCUUCGGCGCCAUCACGAUCGGCCUCGGCUUCAUCUCGUGGUUCAUCAUCGUCGACUUCCCCGACCGCGCCAAGUUCCUCACCGAUGCCGAGCGCAAGUACGCAGUCGACCGCGUCAAUGCCGACCGUGGAGACGCUCUCCCCGACGGCGCGACUGCUGCCAAGGUCUUGAAGCACCUCGGCGACUUCAAGAUCUGGCUCUUCGGUCUCUGCUUCUGCUUCGCCACUACCGGCUCGUACGCCUUCGCCUUCUUUUUGCCUGUCAUCCUUGCCGGCGGAGGAUACAACACCAAGACCUCCCUCCUUCUUUCCGCUCCUCCCUACGCCGCUGCCGCCAUCUACACUGCCGUCGUCGCCCACUACUCUGACAAGACUCGCCGCCGCGCGCCCUUCAUCGCCGGAUCCGCAAUCCUCUGUUCAGUUGGCCUUUUGAUCCUCGCGUAUGCGAAGCCGCUUGGUGUUCGCUACUUCGGCGCCUUCUUCACCAUCAUGGGAUGCCAGAGCAACGUUCCGGGCGUCCUCGCGUAUGGCUCGACCAACGUCCUCUCCCACUCGAAGAAGGCUGUCAACAGCGCUAUCAUCGUCGGGCUCGGCGGCGUCGGCGGUAUCAUGGCUUCGACCAUUUACCGCCAAGCCGACUACCCUCGCUACAUUCCUGGCUUGUGGACCACCAUCGGCGUUCAGUGGGCGACCUGCCUCAUCCUCGUAGGUCUCUCGUUCUACUUCAAGCGCCAGAACGCCAAGGCCGACCGAGGCGAAAUUGUCAUCGAGGGCAACCCGUCGUUCCGCUACACUAUUUAA
Rhodotorula toruloides NP11 is the source of this 1446-nucleotide messenger RNA. RefSeq names its product high-affinity nicotinic acid transporter. The transcript has 10 exons. The coding region runs from base 1 to 1446 and encodes 481 amino acids. Gene Ontology annotation, molecular function: transmembrane transporter activity. Gene Ontology annotation, biological process: transmembrane transport. The record is from RefSeq and is a predicted model, not a curated record. Gene Ontology annotation, cellular component: membrane. NCBI's taxonomy places the organism in Eukaryota, Fungi, Basidiomycota, Microbotryomycetes, Sporidiobolales, Sporidiobolaceae.